UCUCUCUCUCAGGUAACUUGGGUUCCCAGCUGGUGGAGUAUAAAGAAGAGAUGUACAUCACCUCUGACUGUGGGAAGACCUGGAGACAGGUGUUUGAGGAGGAGCAUCACAUCCUGUACCUGGACCAUGGAGGGGUCAUCGUUGCCAUCAAAGACACCUCCAUCCCUCUCAAAAUACUCAAGUUCAGUAUUGAUGAGGGACGCACCUGGACCAUCCACAACUUCACAAGCACCUCAGUGUUCGUGGACGGACUUUUGAGUGAGCCGGGAGAUGAGACGUUGGUCAUGACGGUGUUCGGUCACAUCAGCUAUCGGUCAGACUGGGAGCUGGUCAAGGUGGACUUCAGACAGUCAUUCCCCAGACAAUGUACAGAGGGAGACUACGACUCCUGGAAACUCACAGAUCUGCAGGGAGAGAAGUGCAUCAUGGGUCAGGAGAGGAGUUUCAGGAAGAGGAAGGACACUGCGUUCUGUAUCAAGGGGAGGAGCUACACCUCCGCCCUGACUACCAAGCCCUGCCAGUGCUCCGAGAAAGACUUCAACUGUGACUAUGGGUUUGAACGUGCCCAGAGCCUCAAAACAGAGGGAGAUAGAUGCUUCGCUGACUUCUGGCACGACCCAGACUCACCCCCUCACGACUGUCACCAGGGACACAACUUUGAGUCCAGUACUGGGUACAGGAAGGUUGUGUCCAACUUGUGUGAAGGGGGAGUGAACAAGCAGCAGAGCGCCAAGCAGCACACCUGUCCUCUGCUGCCGCCCAGAGGCCUCCAGCUGGGCAUCAAAGGACAGAUGCUGGCUGUGGCGCCUGGUGAUGACAUCACCUUCAUUGUCCACCAGGAGCAGGGUGACACCAGCAGCACUAAGUACCAGGUGGAUCUGGGGGACGGGAUGAGGGCCAUCUACCAGAACCUGACGGUGACAGACGAACCCAUCCAGCACCGCUACGAACAGCAGGGAGUCUACCGCGUCACCGUCAAGGCUGAGAACGUUGCCGGACACGACCAGGCCACCAUAUAUAUCCAGGUCACAGCCCCUCUACAGGAAGUUCACCUAGAAGUAGUUCCCAUCGCCGGGAUUAACCAGGAAGUCAACCUGACAGCUGUGGUACUUCCCUUUGAGGCCAACCUGACUGUCUUCUACUGGUGGAUAGGAGACAACCUGCAGCCCAAGAUGUCCCUGGGGAACAGUCUGAUAACGAGGUUCCCUGAGGAAGGAGAGGUGUCUGUCACCGUCCAGGCCUCUAACGGACGCUCCAUGGUGCAGGACACCAAGAACGUCCACGUCUACGACCAUUUCCAGGUCAUCCCCCUUGCCUUCAGCAGUAACCUGGACCGCCUCAACCCCAACAUUCCAGAGUGGAGGGAGGACGUGGGUCAGGUGGUCACCAAGAUAUUGGCAAAGAUCACAGGUAUCCCCCAGGUGUCCCUGGUAACCAUGGUGAAGCGGGGCCUGCCCACCACAGCUGACCUGUACGUUCUCCCACCAGAGAGCCAGCGUGAUAAGAGGAGCGUGUUUGUGGAUAAGCGUAUCCCUGCCAUCAAGCAGGCCUUCAACGACAACAACGUUAGCUUCAUCGUAAGAGGAGGUCUACAGGUGUUGGUGACGCUAGCUGACCCGAACGCAGGUUCUCAGGGUGGAGUGGCAGGUCCUGGAGUCUGGGCUCUGUCUGUCAUCUUCCUCAUCAGCCUCCUCGCUACUGGAUCCUUCAUCCUCUACAAGUUCAAGAGUCCUUGGCUUAGGACUGAGGAUGCCUAUCCUCCGCUGUUUUUCAGAAAGCUGCCCGGCCGGAACGUGUACGCCCAGAUGCACAAUGAGAAGGAGCAGGAGAUGACCAGCCCUGUCAAUCACAGUGAGGACACGCAGCACAUCAUCCAGGGGGAGGAGUUUAUCGACGACGACCUGGACUCACAGACUCUAGGUAACGCAGAAGGUAACCACUCGGGCGUGGUGCUGAGCAUCAACUCCAGAGAGCUGCACAGCUACCUGACCAGCUGAUGGCUGAACACAGACACGCUAAUCAGCUAGCCAUGCUAACGAGCACAGGGAACUCUAAUCUGCCUUCCUCCUCUGUCGCUCUGUCUGACCAACCAAUCCACCGCUCCCCGUACAGAGGAAGAGAGAAAGCACCACAGUACUACAGUCUAGCAUUAGUCCCUCUCUGUCCUCUCCUCUCUGAUUCCUCUCCACGGCCCCUUGCUCCCUUGUUUCCGUCUCUCGCUCAGAGGGACACAUAUCCUCCGUUCUGCUCGUCUCUCUAUCCCGUCCUCCACUGCGUUACUGUAACAUCGGGGGUGUGGGCCAACUCUGCUUUUUACCCAGUGUCCUUUGCACCCAGUGUCCUUUGCACCAGUGUCCUUUGCACCAGCGUCCUUUGCACCUAGUGUCCUUGUGUCCUUGUACCCAGUGUCAUGACUGCUCUGUGUAUUCUCAUUGGCUAAACCCCUCGGAGAAUGAUUGGACGCCACCCAGUGAGGAAAGAGAAAUCCGGUGAAAUCACAGAGAACGCCCCGCCUACUGGCCUGCUAUUUAGAAUGCUCAGGACUGUAAGACUCGUCUUUCCCUGACCCUCAUCAGGUAGUUUCCAGAUACGCUAUACAGUGCAUUUUCACAAUGUUGUUACGUUCCAGCCUUAUUCUAAAAUGGAUUGAAUAGUUUUUCCCCCUCAUCAAUCUACACACAAUACCCCAUAAUGACAUCACAAUACCCCAUAAUGACAUC
Molecule: messenger RNA, 2720 nt
Organism: Oncorhynchus kisutch (coho salmon)
Lineage: Eukaryota; Metazoa; Chordata; Actinopteri; Salmoniformes; Salmonidae
Product: VPS10 domain-containing receptor SorCS2-like
Exons: 15
Coding region: 51-1997 (648 amino acids)
Cellular component (GO): membrane
Source: RefSeq, a predicted model, not a curated record